Ipomoea nil (Japanese morning glory) is the source of this 873-nucleotide messenger RNA. RefSeq names its product centromere protein X. Gene Ontology annotation, cellular component: FANCM-MHF complex; Fanconi anaemia nuclear complex. The coding region runs from base 77 to 403 and encodes 108 amino acids. The record is from RefSeq and is a predicted model, not a curated record. Lineage: Eukaryota; Viridiplantae; Streptophyta; Magnoliopsida; Solanales; Convolvulaceae. The transcript has 6 exons. Gene Ontology annotation, biological process: replication fork processing; DNA repair; kinetochore assembly.
AUCCCGCGAAUCAUACGAAACUAAUUCGAAACAAAGGCUCCCCUAGCAUUCUGGUCUUCUGAACAUCCAAAUUCCGAUGGAAAUCGAGAAGAAUUGCACUUUUGAUCCUGACUUGGUUCACGAAAUCUUCAAGCUCGUUUGGAGAAGAAGAGCUGCUGAUCGCGAGAAAAAUGAACUCCCCCAAACUAUGGACACCGAGAUUGUCGGAGCAGCUAGCGCCUCCAGGAAAAAUCGGCCUACUUUUGCUAAUGCAACUGCACUGAAGCUGAGCUGCGAGCUGCUCCGAGUUUUUGUUGCAGAAGCUGUGCAGCGUGCUGCUGCUAUUGCUGAAGCUGAAGGUACUCAUAGAAUCGAAGCAACACAUUUAGAGAGGAUACUUCCACAGCUGCUUUUAGAUUUUUAAGGUUUUCUACCAAUUCUUUCUACAUGGUAUCAACGCCAGGUUCUAAGGCCUAAUUGCUGCAAAUUGUUAUCACCAUGGCUACCAAUGAGCCAACCUCUUCAUCAUUAGAAAUAACCUCUCCUCAUGUCCCAUCUCCUAACCCUAAUUUGGGCUCAUCUAAUAGUAGCCAUCUUCCAUCACCAACCACAAAUUGAUUGGUCAUAAUUACCUCCAAUGGUCUCAACCUGUGAUGAUGUAUGUAUGUGGGAAAGGUAAAGAAGACUAUCGUACCAGUGAUGUUCCUCCAAGCAAACAAGAUGCAACAUGGAAGACAGAACAAUGUGGUCAUGUCAUAGGUAAUCAACACAGCAAAAAUUUUCUCCUUUAUUACAGUUCAAGAAAUCUAUAAAGCAGCACGAGAAACCUCCUCUAGUUUUGAAAAUACAGUUGAGUUAUUUGUUGUAGAAAGUAUGCUUUAUGAACUCAAACAA